AUGGCGUGGGGCCGCGAGGUCCGCGCCAGAGACCUCCUGGAGGUGCUGCACUCGCAGCAGCCGCGCCUGGCCCCCAUCCAGCUGCCGGGCUUCGAGCACAGCCCGCAGACGUGGGACCGCGCCAAGCUGGGGCUGGACUGCGACGAGGUGUACCCGGACAUUUUCAUCGGCGACGCGGCCACGGUGAGGGACAAGCAGUACUUGAAGGAGAUCCGCAUCACGCACGUGGUGAACUGCGCCGAGGGCCGCCGCGGGGGGCAGCUCAACGUGAACGCGUGGUACUACCAGGACGCCGACAUCAAGUACCUGGGGCUGCCCGUCGAGGACCUGCCGUCGUCCAACAUCGAGGACUACUUCCACUGCGCCGCCCAGUUCAUAGACUGCGCCUUGUACAACGGCGGUCGCGUGUUCGUCAACUGCAUGAUGGGGGUGUCGCGGUCGGCCACCAUCGUCAUGGCCUUCUUGAUGCUGCGGAGGGGCAUGUCGGCGGAGGAGGCGGUGCGCGCGGUGCGUCGUCGGCGCGGCGUCUGGCCGAACGCCGGCUUCCUGCACAAGCUGGCCAACCUCCACAACUACAUGCGUCGGCAGCGCUGUCCGCAGGGCAGCCACUUCUUCGUGCCCUUGCCCUACGCGUCCAUCGGGGCGCCCAUGGCCCAGCCGUGAUUUGAAAUUUAAAACAAACCGUACUGUGUUCCACGAGCAAGCCACAGCAAACGAAUAGCCGGAAUAAAAAUGAAGGUUCCACCGA
Thrips palmi is the source of this 748-nucleotide messenger RNA. Its product is annotated as dual specificity protein phosphatase 3-like. The transcript is spliced from 3 exons. Gene Ontology annotation, cellular component: cytoplasm. The record is from RefSeq and is a predicted model, not a curated record. Gene Ontology annotation, biological process: negative regulation of MAPK cascade; protein dephosphorylation. The coding region runs from base 1 to 663 and encodes 220 amino acids. Lineage: Eukaryota; Metazoa; Arthropoda; Insecta; Thysanoptera; Thripidae. Gene Ontology annotation, molecular function: MAP kinase phosphatase activity; protein tyrosine/serine/threonine phosphatase activity.